AUGGCCAAAGCACGUGUUAAGAAGCGCACUCAUUUGCGCGCGCAAAACGCUUCUGCCACUUCCAGAAGUGGUGCGGCAUCGAUGAGCAAAACUCCAAAGUCUAUGGUCAUCAGAGUUGGUGCUUCGCAGGUCGGUUCCAGCGUAACUCAGCUGGUGAAAGAUGUCCGCUUGAUGAUGGAACCAGAUACCGCUGUGCGGUUAAAGGAACGGAAAUCAAAUAGACUUAGAGACUUUACUGUCAUGACCGGUCCUUUGGGCGUCACUCACCUCAUGCUUUUCUCAAAAUCCGCUACAGGCAACACCAACAUGCGAUUGGCGCUCACACCCCGUGGCCCAACCCUGCAUUUCAAAGUCGAGAGUUAUUCCUUGUGCAGAGACGUCGAGAGAGCUUUGAAGCGCCCAAGAGGCGGAGGACAGGAUCAUAAAACCCCUCCUCUGCUCGUGAUGAACAAUUUCAACUCUCCCAACGCUACAGAGGAAUCGAAGGUACCGAAACGUCUCGAGAGUCUCACAACAACCGUCUUCCAAUCACUUUUCCCGCCCAUCAACCCGCAAGCUACUCCUCUUUCCUCGAUCCGUCGUGUGAUGCUCCUCAAUCGCGAACUUACUGCUGGAUCCGAAGAAGAGGAUUCAUAUGUGUUGAAUCUGAGACAUUACGCGAUUAGCACGAAGAAGACCGGUAUCUCGAAGCGAAUCCGACGCCUCGACCCUAAGGAGGUCCGCAGUCGGGAAAAGAAGAAGUCUGCGGUCCCCAACCUUGGAAAGCUGGAAGAUGCCGCCGACUACCUGCUUGAUCCUUCCGCAGCCGGCUAUACUUCGGCCAGUGAAACCGAGCUGGAUACAGAUGCUGAAGUGGAGAUUGCAGAAAGUACCACAAGAAAGGUCCUGACCAAGAGAGAAAUGCAGCGCAUGAAGUCUGGAGAGAACGCGAAGGCUCAGAAGAGUAACGGACCAGAGGUGGAGAAACGGGCAGUCAAGCUCGUUGAACUUGGCCCACGUCUGAAACUUCGAUUGAUCAAGGUCGAAGAAGGUCUUUGCGACGGCAAAGUGAUGUGGCAUGACUAUAUCCAGAAAUCUGAUAAGGAGAUCAACGCUCUGGAAAAGAAUUGGGAUAAGAAGAAGAAGGAGAAGGAAGCGAGAAGGAAAUUGCAACGGGAGAACGUCGAGAAGAAGAAGGAGGAGAAAGCGAAGGCCCGAGCUGCAGGAAAAGGCGACGCUGAGGAAGACAACGAGGAUGAAGACAUGGGUGAUAAUGAUGACUGGCUCAGCGAUGACCUCGAAGAUGGCGAGGAGCCACAGGACGAUGACGAUGAAUCGAUGGAGGAAUGA
Aspergillus clavatus NRRL 1 is the source of this 1329-nucleotide messenger RNA. RefSeq names its product Brix domain-containing protein. Lineage: Eukaryota; Fungi; Ascomycota; Eurotiomycetes; Eurotiales; Aspergillaceae. Bases 1 to 1329 code for a protein of 442 amino acids. Gene Ontology annotation, biological process: rRNA processing; ribosomal large subunit assembly. The record is from RefSeq and is a predicted model, not a curated record. The transcript has 2 exons. Gene Ontology annotation, molecular function: rRNA binding. Gene Ontology annotation, cellular component: preribosome, large subunit precursor.